CGCACCGCGCUGCCGCCCAGGGGGCACCGGCCCGCUCCCGGCCCCCCGCCAGCCCCGCGCCUCAGCCCGCGCCCUAAAUCAUUGUAGGUUUGGUGUCUUGGAAGUAUGGAAUCAAUCUCUAUGAUGGGGAGUCCCAAGAACCUCAAUGAAACUUUUCUACCAAAUGCUGCCAAUGGCAUCAAAGAUGUCAGUAAGGUCACGAUAGGCAUCAUUGGAAGUGGAGACUUCGCUAAGUCUUUGACAAUCAGACUUAUCAGAUGUGGGUACCACGUGGUCGUAGGGAGCAGAAACCCUAAACACGCUGCUGACUUCUUUCCCCAUGUGGUUGAUGUCACUCACCAUGAAGAUGCAGUAGCUAAAACAAACAUAAUUUUUGUAGCCAUACACAGAGAACAUUACACCUCUUUGUGGGAUCUCAAACAUUUACUUGCUGGUAAAAUUCUGAUUGAUGUCAGCAAUAAUACAAGAGUAGACCAAUAUCCAGACUCCAAUGCAGAGUAUUUGGCAUCACUUUUUCCUGAUUCCCUAAUUGUCAAAGGAUUCAAUGUCAUUUCAGCAUGGUCACUACAGUUAGGACCAAAGGAUGCCAGCAGACAGGUCUAUAUAUGCAGUAACAAUGUUCAGGCUCGCCAUCAAGUUAUUGAGCUUGCCCGUCAGCUCAGUUUCAUUCCUAUUGAUUUGGGGGCAUUGUCAUCUUCAAGGGAGAUUGAAAACCUGCCUCUGCGACUGUUCACCCUGUGGAAGGGGCCUGUACUGAUUGCCAUUAGCCUGGCAACAUUUUUUUUCAUCUAUUCUUUUGUCAGAGAUGUCAUCCAUCCGUACAUGAGAAAUCAGCAGAGCGACUUUUACAAGAUUCCCAUUGAGAUUGUGAACAAGACCCUGCCAAUUGUUGCUAUCACUUUGCUUUCUCUAGUAUAUUUAUCAGGACUUAUUGCAGCUGCUUAUCAGCUUUACUAUGGCACUAAGUACCGGCGAUUUCCUCCUUGGCUGGACAACUGGCUCCAGUGUCGAAAGCAGCUUGGACUGCUCAGUUUUUUCUUUGCAGCAGUGCACGUGGUGUACAGCCUCUGCUUGCCUAUGAGGAGAUCAGAGCGGUACUUGUUCCUCAACAUGGCAUAUCAACAGGUUCAUGCAAAUGUUGAAAACUCUUGGAAUGAGGAAGAAGUGUGGCGAAUUGAAAUGUAUAUCUCCUUUGGAAUAAUGAGUCUUGGAUUGCUUUCUUUGCUGGCAGUAACUUCUAUCCCUUCAGUAAACAGUGCCUUAAACUGGAGGGAGUUCAGUUUUAUUCAGUCUACACUUGGAUACAUUGCUCUGCUUAUAAGUACUUUCCAUGUACUGAUUUAUGGAUGGAAGAGAGCUUUUGAAGAAGAGUAUUACAGAUUUUACACACCACCAAAUUUUGUUCUUGCCCUUGUUCUGCCUUCCAUUGUAAUUCUAGGUAAGAUCAUCUUACUUUUGCCUUGUGUAAGUAGGAAACUGAGGAGAAUUCGAAGAGGAUGGGAGAAGACCCAUGUUUUAGAAGAAGUAAGUGGGUCUGUUCCACAUCUCUCCCCAGAAAGGAUAACUGUAAUGUGAUGAUAUUUGUUAACACUGUUGCACAUGUUUGGGCUUUGUUUCCUUUGUCAUAAACUGGUGUUUUUAACAGUUUAGUUAAAUAGGAGUCUUUUUAAAGUCUCUUGCUUGACAUAUAGUACAAGCUCUUAACCAAACUAUGAGAUAUUUAUAACUAGAAGAUGACUACUUCUGAUAAAUACAAGAAUAUUUUUGUUUGGAUUACAGAGGGCAGAUGAUUAUGAAAUAAAAAAUUUAAUGUUCCUUUGCACAGUUAUAUCACAAUAAUAUUUUAUUAGAACCAGGCUUUAAGGAUAUUUUUUUGCCUUAAAGCAUAUGUGUCAGAGCGCUGCUUAUUAAUAUGACAUUUUCUGGGCAGUGUUUCUGCUAUUAAAACCACAUUUCUGGGUUAAUGAUUUCAGAAGAUAAAGUAAAUUAUUUAGGAAAUAACCAGGGUUUGAAACAAAUUAAUUUGUAAUGAUUACAGAAUGACAGAAUGCUUUGAGUUGGAAGGGACUUUAAAGAUCAGUAAGUUCCAAUGCCCCUGUCAUGGGCCUUGACAAAUUUCACUAGACCAAGUUGCUCAAAGUCCCAUCCAACCUGGCCUUGAACACUUUGAGGGACUGGGCAACCACAGCUUCUCUGGGCAAUCUGUGCUAGUGCCUCAGUGCCGUCACAGUAAAGAACUUCCUCCUAAUACCCAAUCUAAACCAACUCUCAUUUAGUUUAUAGCCAUUCCCCCUUCUCCUGUCACUACAUGCCAUUGCCCUUUCCAGCUCUCCUGCAGGCUCCCUUCAGGUACUGGAAAGCUGCAAUUAGGUCACCCCUAAGCCAUUCCCUCCAGGCUGCACAAACCCAUUUCUCUCCACCUUUCCUCACAGGAGAGGCUCCCCAGCCCUCUGAUCAUCUCAGUGGCUCUG
This is a messenger RNA of Vidua macroura (Pin-tailed whydah), 2471 nucleotides long. RefSeq names its product STEAP2 metalloreductase (gene STEAP2). Lineage: Eukaryota; Metazoa; Chordata; Aves; Passeriformes; Viduidae. The transcript has 5 exons. Bases 106 to 1575 code for a protein of 489 amino acids. Gene Ontology annotation, cellular component: plasma membrane; endosome. Gene Ontology annotation, molecular function: cupric reductase (NADH) activity; ferric-chelate reductase (NADPH) activity. The record is from RefSeq and is a predicted model, not a curated record. Gene Ontology annotation, biological process: copper ion import.